UAUUAAAAUAUGUAUCCGCCUCCCAGCUGGAAGCCUCCGGGUGCAAAAUCUGCCAAAAAGACAGGAAGCGGACAUUCUGCAGCAGUAAUGGCUACUACACGCGCAGCAACUUUUUCUGCCAAAAUUCGAACCCUCAGCGAUUUCCACAGCCGUAUCCUUAAUCAGCAACAAGUCCCUAGUAGUGCGGAAAUGGUAACUACCUUGAGAUAUUUCCAACAAACCUUAGUCAGUUUUCUAAAAGACAUACCUUCCGAACGGAGCUCACUCUUUGAAAAAUAUUCAAGUGAAAAUGCCAUUGUUCGGAGCGGAUUAUACCCAAAUCUUAAUUAUUCUGGCCUAUUUUAUGGUAUUGUUAAUUUACUCGAUGCUUUCCCUAUGAUUAGUAGUGCACAGACUGCUAUCGCUGAGGCAAUACUUGAUACACUUAAAGCACUCUACUUUUUUUUGGAUAGAGAAUGUAUUGAACAACUUCCUCUCUUACUUGCUUCACAACUCGGCGUUUUUCCUUCCGAAGUUGACCGUCGACUUGUACAUUUACUAUGCGACUGUAUUUUCCCCUACUCUUUUGGGGAAGGAGUAAAUGGACGUGUUUCAGUCCCAGCAGUGCUUAUUCUCGUCCUUCACCAUUCUGUCGAUAAUUCAUUACACACCUUAAUUAUUGAACGGCUGGCUUAUCGUCUGCCUGAUUUAUACUCAGAUUUGUUAACGGUAAUCGCUUCUGGUACGAGUGAAUCACGUAUUGCAGCAGUUAACCUGCUUUUCCACUAUUGGCCGUUGUUAUAUCCAGGGAUUAUGCUCAGACGGACAGUUCAAUAUCGAGUACAAGCUUGGUCCUCUCCACAAUGUCAGAACACACAGUGCGUGGAGAAGGGUCCAAGGCAUGCAAUUUAAUUAUUAACUAGUUUGAUGAUAGUUUAACCAGAAAUGCACACGGAUAAGCAUAUAUCCGCGGCUCCGGAAGGAUAGGAAUAUGAGUCUAUAUCCACACGAUAAGUGAAUCAUGCAUUACAGCAGUUCGAGGCUACUGAAGGAUAUAUCCGAGACUACGGACGGAUACGAGUAUGAGACCAUAUCCGCGAGAUAUCCGUCAAGGCCAACCGAAGCUGACGACCCCGGCGUUUCCCUGAACCUGACAUUUUUGAGCACCCUGUCGAGGAAGCUACCUACAUUCAUUCUUCUCUCUCUAUAGGAAUGACACUCAAGUUAACAUAACUCUUAUUUAUUCAGUACUUGUCUCACUUACGAACCUUCAAUCUGCGCAAAUUUGGGAGACUCUGCCCCUCCAAUGUUCAUUUGUCAUAAUUGCCAGGAAUCUGUCACUUCAUCAACUACAGAACCUUUGCAU
Messenger RNA from Meloidogyne enterolobii, 1345 nucleotides. The record is from the annotation of a GenBank genome assembly. NCBI's taxonomy places the organism in Eukaryota, Metazoa, Nematoda, Chromadorea, Rhabditida, Meloidogynidae.